CGGCGCUGGCGAGCCCACAACAGUCGCAGCCAGCGGUCCUCCCCUCCGUGACACUGCGAGGCAGCGAGCGCGCAGCCCGCGGCCGAGCGCACCUGGGCAGCAGCGCCUGAGCUUUCACCGCGCCAUGUUUCAACCCGCCGAGCACGCCCAGGACUGGGCCAUGGAGGGUCCCCGGGACGCGCUCAAGAAAGAGCGGCUGCUGGACGACCGCCACGACAGCGGCCUGGACUCCAUGAAGGACGAGGAGUACGAGCAGAUGGUGAAGGAGCUGCGGGAGAUCCGGCUUGAGCCCCAGGAGGCGCCGCGCGGCACCGAGCCCUGGAAGCAGCAGCUCACCGAGGACGGAGACUCGUUCCUGCACUUGGCCAUCAUCCAUGAAGAGAAGGCAUUGACCAUGGAAGUAGUCCGCCAAGUGAAAGGAGACCUGGCCUUCCUCAAUUUCCAGAACAACCUGCAGCAGACUCCACUCCACUUGGCUGUGAUCACCAACCAACCAGAAAUUGCUGAGGCACUUCUGGAAGCUGGCUGUGAUCCUGAGCUCCGAGACUUUCGAGGAAAUACCCCCCUACACCUCGCCUGUGAGCAAGGCUGCCUGGCCAGUGUGGGAGUCCUGACUCAGACCUGCAGGACCCAGCACCUCUACUCCAUCCUGCAGGCCACCAACUACAAUGGUCACACAUGUCUACACUUAGCCUCUAUCCAUGGCUACCUGGGCAUCGUGGAGCUUUUGGUGUCUUUGGGUGCUGAUGUCAAUGCUCAGGUGAGUGCUUCAUGUCUCCAGAUGGAAUGCAUCAGCUUCCAGGGCCCUCCUCUAAGAUUUCACAUAUUUUUGUUGCAAGCAGAAAUUCCAAACUCAGCUGUAAACAUCUCAAAUUCCUAUUGGUUUCAGGAGCCCUGUAAUGGCCGAACCGCCCUCCAUCUUGCAGUGGACCUGCAGAAUUCCGACCUCGUGUCGCUUUUGUUGAAGUGCGGGGCUGAUGUCAACAGAGUCACCUACCAAGGCUACUCCCCGUACCAGCUCACCUGGGGCCGCCCAAGUACACGGAUACAGCAGCAGCUGGGCCAGCUGACCCUAGAAAACCUUCAGAUGCUGCCAGAGAGCGAGGAUGAGGAGAGCUACGACACGGAGUCAGAGUUCACAGAGGACGAGCUGCCCUAUGAUGACUGUGUGCUUGGAGGCCAACGCCUGACGUUAUGAGCUUCAAAAAGUACCUAAAAGAACAUGGACUUGUAUAUUUGUACAAAAAGAGAGUUUUAUUUUUCUAAAAAAAAAAAAAAAAGAAAAAAAAAUCAAAAGGGGUUACUUACAACCAUACUUCACACUGCGUGGCCUGAAACAUUUACUCUUCUGGAUCAGCCCCCAUUUUUUUUUUUUUUUUGGUGAACUUUGGAAGGGGGACAAAGAAGAUCGUUGGAAUUCAAAGAAAACCACUUUCAAGCCUCACCUCUAUGGGGUUUUUGGAGAAGGUUAUCCAAAAAUGUGAUGAAAGGAUUACAUUUUAUUUAUUGUGCUUUUGCCAUUGAGUCACCAUGGAUUCCGUGGCUGAGCUCAGUGGUAUCCUGUGACGUGUAACAACCAGGUGUGUUGUUCAACCUUUUGGCGGUGUGGGGUUAAAAGUCACUACCUAUCAAGGUUUGUGUUACCCUCCUGUAAAUGGUGUACAUUGUGUAUUUUGUUGGUAAUUAUUUUGGUACUUCUAAAAUGUGUAUUUAUUAAACAGAUUUUUACAAACAGAA
This is a messenger RNA of Leopardus geoffroyi (Geoffroy's cat), 1737 nucleotides long. RefSeq names its product NFKB inhibitor alpha (gene NFKBIA). Gene Ontology annotation, molecular function: protein binding. NCBI's taxonomy places the organism in Eukaryota, Metazoa, Chordata, Mammalia, Carnivora, Felidae. The transcript has 5 exons. The record is from RefSeq and is a predicted model, not a curated record. The coding region runs from base 125 to 1198 and encodes 357 amino acids.